Molecule: messenger RNA, 1968 nt
Organism: Panicum virgatum (switchgrass)
Lineage: Eukaryota; Viridiplantae; Streptophyta; Magnoliopsida; Poales; Poaceae
Product: probable glucomannan 4-beta-mannosyltransferase 4
Exons: 9
Coding region: 229-1848 (539 amino acids)
Cellular component (GO): Golgi apparatus
Molecular function (GO): mannan synthase activity
Source: RefSeq, a predicted model, not a curated record
CGCAAAAUCCCCGCGUAUGAGAAUGCUAGUGUCGCAGAGCGUCGUGCUCGCGCAUCCGGUUUAGCGCGGCGCAGGCUCAUCGAGGGAGCCUACCUGGCAAGGGGCAAAGCCUUCCCCGCUUCAAAUCGAAACGGAGUCGAAGACCUCUCGGAGCCAGCUGCUGCAAGCUCCGCUCCGCCACCAUUUCCGGUUCCGACCUCUCGGAGCCCGGAGCCGGGGGGCCGCGGCAUGGAGGGGCUGUGGGGGCGGGCGCUCGCCGCUGCGUCGGGGGACCGGGUCUCGGCGGCGUGGGCGGCGGUGCGGGCGCGCGCGGUGGCGCCGGCGCUGGAGGCCGCGGUGUGGGUGUGCCUGGCCAUGUCGGUGAUGCUCGUGCUCGAGGUGUACUACAUGAGCGUCGUCAGCUUCGUCGCCGUCAAGCUGCUGCGGCGCGUCCCCGAGCGGCGGUACAAGUGGGAGCCCAUGCCCGUCGGGGGUACCGGAGGCGGCAAGGACGAGGAGGCAGCGGUGCCCGGCGGAGAGGCGUUCCCGCUGGUGCUCGUGCAGAUCCCCAUGUACAAUGAGAGGGAGGUCUACAAGAUCUCUAUUGGAGCAGCAUGUGCCCUCACAUGGCCACCGGACCGUAUUAUAAUCCAAGUCUUGGAUGAUUCCACUGAUCCGUUCAUUAAGGAACUUGUGGAACUUGAAUGCAAGGAUUGGGCCAGCAAGAGAAUCAAUAUAAAAUAUGAAAUUCGAGAGAGUAGGAAAGGAUACAAAGCAGGAGCCCUGAUGAAGGGCAUGGAACACAGCUAUGCCCAGGAGUGCGAUUUUGUUGCCAUAUUUGACGCAGAUUUCCAACCUGAACCUGACUUCCUUUUAAGAACUGUACCGUUUCUCUUGCAUAACCCAAAGAUUGCUCUGGUACAAACACGUUGGGAGUUUGUGAACUAUGAUGUUUGCCUAAUGACAAGGAUCCAAAAGAUGUCGCUAGAUUAUCAUUUCAAGGUGGAGCAGGAGUCAGGCUCAUCUAUGCAUGCCUUCUUUGGUUUCAACGGAACUGCUGGUGUGUGGCGGGUAUCAGCUAUUAGUGAAGCAGGAGGGUGGAAGGAUCGCACCACUGUGGAAGACAUGGACUUGGCUGUACGAGUGAGUCUCAAGGGAUGGCAAUUCUUGUAUGUCGGUGAUAUAAGGGUUAAGAGUGAACUCCCCAGUACCUUAAAGGCCUACCGUCAUCAACAGCAUAGGUGGACUUGUGGUGCUACCAACCUCUUCAGAAAAAUGGCACCGGACAUUGUUAGAAGCAAGGGAGUUUCUGUAUGGAAGAAAUUCCAUCUUCUGUACAGCUUCUUCUUUGUGCGCAGGGUCGUCGCUCCCAUCCUAACAUUCCUGUUCUACUGCAUUGUGAUUCCAUUGUCCGUCAUGGUCCCUGAAGUCAGUAUCCCUGUCUGGGGAAUGUUCUACAUUCCCACUGCCAUCACCAUCAUGAACGCCAUCAGGAAUCCUUGGUCUAUCCAUAUGGUGCCGAUAUGGAUUCUGUUCGAGAACGUCAUGUCCCUGCACCGGAUGCGUGCCGCCCUGACUGGGCUGCUGGAGACCAUGUACGUUGACGAGUGGGUGGUCACCGAGAAGUUGGGCGAUCAUGUGAGGGAGAAGCUCGAGGUCCCUCUCCUUACACCGGUGAAGCCAACUGAGUGCGUCGAGAGGAUUUACGUUCCUGAGGUCCUGGUUGCGUUCUUCCUCCUGGUGUGCGCCUCUUACGAUUUUGUGCUCGGAGCCGGGCGCUACUACCUGUACAUCUUCCUCCAGGCCUUCGCUUUCCUCUUGCUGGGAUUUGGCUUCGUCGGCACAGCUGGACCCUAUUCUUGUCCAUAGUAGACCAUUGCAUAGCAGCAGCUGCAUUCUUCCCCAAUUGGCCUCACUGUAACUAGAAAAGUCAAUUCUUUUUUCUGUAAACGGAACUCGAAUGAAGUGAAUACCAGCAUUUUUUCUGCA